This is a messenger RNA of Colletotrichum graminicola M1.001, 2061 nucleotides long. RefSeq lists its product as uncharacterized. The record is from RefSeq and is a predicted model, not a curated record. The coding region runs from base 1 to 2061 and encodes 686 amino acids. NCBI's taxonomy places the organism in Eukaryota, Fungi, Ascomycota, Sordariomycetes, Glomerellales, Glomerellaceae. The transcript has 2 exons.
AUGAGCAACGGCACCCCAGCCCCCAAUCUCAGCGCCGUCGACGCCUUCGCGCGUGCUCUCUACCGCCGCGCCAAGACGUCCGGGCCCGACUUCGUAGACGUCGCGACCGCCGUCCGCCGCCUGCACACCGUUCUCAAGCACCUAAAGGUCGAGGCUGAGGACCCGGACUCGCUCCUCAACUCUGACGCCUCGCCCGUUUAUGCCCGUCAGCUAGCGCCCCUCAUCGAGGACUGCGACUUCGCCCUCAAGCAGCUCGAGACCAUCCUGGAAAAGUAUGGCGAGGCCCCUCGUCUCGAGGAGCGCGAGCGCGAUAUGGUCGCCAUGAUCCGCUCCAAGCUCGCCGACCAGAAGACAAAUAUCGACAUGUUCCUCGAUACUGUCCAGCUACACAACCCCAGCAAGGCGCAGCGUAUCGUGGAUGAGCAGGGCGGGAACCUUGACAACAUCAAGGACAAGGUGGACGCCAUCGCUGCGAGGCUGUUCGCAAGAAGAGACAGUGGCAUCGGCGAGGACGACGAGGAUCUAUGGCAGCAGUUUCGCACCGAGUUGGAAAAGGAGGGCUUCUCCAAGGAUGUUUUGCGGAAGAACAAGGAGGUUUUGCGUGCUUACAUCCGCGAGCUGGAAGAAUCAACCGGCAAUGAUGCCACAGCACCACCCUCCGUCCGCGGCCUCCUCGCACAGGAGCGCGUUCACUCUCAUUCGGCCAUGGCCGGGACGCCGUCCUCCUUCCAAGACCGAGACGUUGGCGGCCCAGGAGAGACCUAUGGCACUUACAGCGACCGGUACGCCCCAGCAGUGCGAGGUGACCGCCGCAUGGCGGCAGACCCGCGACCCGCGCCCGCCGUGCCAAACGAGUUCAGCACCUUAUCCAUGUACGAGAGGGAAAACGGGAUUGAGGACGAGCACAACGACUCGCUUGCCCUCAUCUCGACCCGCGACCUCAUGGCUAUGGACACGCUCAACAGUGGUAUGGAUAACCUCCGCCUCACUGCCGCCCAACACUAUAGCACCUCCCCGUCCUCCACCUCGCCUGCCUCGCGGUAUCUCCCACCAGACGUAGCAGCCGCCCGCGCUGCCGCGGACUUAUCGUCCACCCCCAACAACCUCGGCGUCUCGCCACGCUUCGUGCCUCCCAUCCCAUCACAUGUCGGCAACGGCGGCCUGCCUCCCUCAGCCUACGGCGCCUCCCCACGGUCAUCUCAGACCCGUAUCGCACCGGAUCGCUAUGGCCUGGAUAUUCCCAUGGAUGCGAAGUGGACCCGUAUUCGCCGUGCCCUCGUCUCCCCUGAGAUCCUCGAGCGCGCUGGGGUCCGCUACGAGGCCCGCCCCGACUACGUCGCUGUACUCGGCGUCCUCACCCGCGAGGAGAUCACAAAGUACGCCCGCCUGUCUGCCGAGGCCCGUGCCGCACGUUCGUCACGAAGUCGCAACGGUGGCCCUGGAGGGGCUGCACCGACGAGCCGCUCCUCCCCUCCACGCCGCCGCGGCGACUCCCAGACCUCCUCGGACGAGCCCCUCUGGGAUUCGUCCGACAACUCCUCGGACGCAAGCUAUCCGGACGAAAAUAAGAAAGGCAACAAGACGUAUUACAUCGUGCCGCCCCCCUCUGACCGGGAAAAGGGCACUUCUCCCGCCGCAACCGUUCAGCCGAAGCCGAUUCUCAAGAAUAAGAACGAGAACCACGUACGCUUCGAUCCGGAGCCGCACGAGCUCGACCCGCACGCCUCAUCCUCGCCACGGUCUCAUCGUGACGACCGUGAGAGGAAGAGGCGUCCCUCCCGCCGAGAGCACAGGGACUACGAUAGCAGGGAUCGCGACGGGAACCACAGAGACCGCGAUCGUGAUCGUGAUCGUGACCGUGAUCGUGACGGAUACAGGGACAGACACCGGGACCGCGACCGGGAUCGCGACCACUACCCCGGCCGGCACCACCGCGAGCGCUCGGAUCGCGAGAGGCGGGACAAGAAGAAGGUCUGGGGCGAGACGCUAGGCGCCGUGGGCAUCGGCGGCGCCGCGGCGAGUCUGCUUAGCGUUCUCACUGAGGCGGCCUCCGUGUUGUAG